Messenger RNA from Suricata suricatta (meerkat), 2553 nucleotides. It is a transcript of the gene LRRFIP2, whose product is annotated as LRR binding FLII interacting protein 2. The record is from RefSeq and is a predicted model, not a curated record. The transcript has 29 exons. NCBI's taxonomy places the organism in Eukaryota, Metazoa, Chordata, Mammalia, Carnivora, Herpestidae. The coding region runs from base 152 to 2383 and encodes 743 amino acids. Gene Ontology annotation, biological process: regulation of DNA-templated transcription.
GCUCCUCUCUCUUCGCCCGUUCGGGUGCCGGCGGCCGAGCCGCGCGCCCCAGCCCUUCCCGGGCGGCGCCGCAUUCCCAGUACGCGCCCAGGGACAGAGCUGAAAACAGUGAAAUCACGUUUCACAAUUAAAAAACUGUUAAGAAGACAAUAUGGGGACUCCUGGUUCUGGAAGGAAAAGGACGCCUGUAAAAGACCGAUUUUCUGCGGAAGAUGAAGCUUUGAGUAACAUCGCUAGAGAGGCAGAGGCAAGGCUGGCAGCCAAGCGGGCCGCUCGGGCAGAAGCGAGAGACAUACGCAUGAGGGAACUGGAGCGACAGCAGAAAGAGCCCUGUCAUUAUUCCUUUGACCGGAAGUGGGGACAGAUUCACAAGUGGCUGGAAGAUUCAGAAAGGGCCCGGUAUUCCCACCGGUCCAGCCUUCGGCGGCCUUCUCUGGGAGUUGAGGAUGCACUGUCCAUUCGAAGUCUUGGCAGCCACAGGAGCCCAUCGAAGGACAUAACUGGGACACACGGGAGCAGAGCCAGUACACCCAGAAGGAAAGACAUAAUGUAUGAUGCUCUCAAGGAUAGAUCAUCAAGACUUUCGUCAUCAAAUCAUUCUCACAGUCACUCUUACGGAGCGAAGAAGAGGUCUGCUGGUUCUCAUAAAGACCCACUGAGUGGCCUCUACUUUGACCAGAGAAACUAUAGCAGUCUUAGACACAGCAAACCCACCUCUGCCUACUACACUCGGUCCUCUUCGCUGUGUAGUGAGCCACUGGCGACCUCAGGGAGUACCAGGGCCUUUUUUGCCACAGAUCCUGGCGUGCCCAGAAGUGCCAGCCUGGUGUCAUUGUAUGACGGUGGAUUGUAUAACCCUUAUGGGUCUCGAACUCCGUCUGAAUACAGUUCUCACUCCUCAAGAACGAGUUCGGCCAGGAGCAGUCCUGUGUUUACCUGCGAUGACAGCGCAAGCAUUGGGUCUUCUGGUGGCGCCAGUCCCGGGCAAAGGGACAGUGUGGUUUCUGCCGCCGAUUAUUUUGGUCGCUCCAGUCGUAGGGGGAGUAUAGUCUCUGAGGUGGAUGACGUCAGCAUCCCAGAUCUGAGCAGCUUGGAUGAAAAAUCUGACAAACAAUAUGCUGAAAAUUACACAAGACCUUCAUCUCGGAAUUCUGCCUCAGCAACAACCCCUCUAAGUGGCAACUCAUCCAGACGGGGCAGCGGAGACACCAGCAGCUCAGUAGAUCCAGACGCCUCAUUAAGUGACUUGCGGGAGAUCUAUGACCUUAAGGACCAGAUACAGGAUGUAGAAGGGAGAUACAUGCAAGGGCUUAAAGAACUGAAGGAAUCUCUGUCUGAGGUAGAAGAAAAAUACAAGAAAGCCAUGGUUUCCAACGCACAGUUAGACAACGAGAAGAACAAUCUGAUCUACCAAGUGGACACCCUCAAGGAUGUUAUCGAAGAGCAGGAGGAGCAGAUGGCAGAGUUCUAUAGAGAAAACGAAGAAAAAUCGAAGGAGCUGGAGCGGCAGAAGCACACGUGCCGCGUGCUGCAGCACAAGAUGGACGAGCUGGCAGAAGGCCUUCGGCAGAGGGACGCGCUCAUCGAGGAGAAUCAGCGGAUGCAGCAGAAAAUAGACAACAUGACAAAGGAGGUGUUCGACCUCCAGGAGACCCUUCUUUGGAAAGAUAAAAACAUUAGGGCCCUAGAGAAACAGAAAGAAUACAUUGCCUGCCUUAGGAAUGAGCGAGAUACGCUCAGAGAGGAGCUGGCUGGCCGGAAGGAGACGGUGAACACAGGAGAGAAGCACGGCUUGGUCAUAAUCCCCGACGGCACCCCCAAUGGUGAAGUCCAUCACGAGCCAGCAUCAGGAGCCAUCGCUGUGGUGUCCCAGGAGGCCGCUCAGGUCUUGGAGUCUGCGGGAGAAGGGCCGCUGGAUGUCAGGCUACGAAAACUUGCUGGAGAAAAGGAAGAGCUGCUGUCACAGAUCCGGAGGCUGAAGCUGCAGCUGGAAGAGGAGCGGCAGAAGGGCUCCCGGAGCGACAGCUCGGCGGCUGACCUGGCAGGGCUGCCCAACGGCCCGGACCUGCAGUUCAUCGAGAUGCAGAGAGAUGCCAAUAGACAAAUUAGCGAGUACAAAUUUAAGCUUUCAAAAGCAGAGCAGGAUAUAACCACGUUGGAACAAAAUGUCAGCCGCCUCGAGGGCCAGGUGCUGAGGUAUAAGAUGGCCGCAGAGAAUGCCGAGAAGGUAGAAGAUGAGCUGAAGGCAGAAAAGAGGAAGCUGCAGCGAGAGCUGCGAACGGCACUGGACAAGAUCGAGGAGAUGGAGAUGACCAACAGCCACCUGGCCAAGCGGCUGGAGAAGAUGAAGGCCAACAGGACGGCGCUACUGGCCCAGCAGUAGGCGGCCGCCCCCCCCCCGCCGGGCUCCCAGGUCCCGCCCACGGGGACCGACGCUCUGUCUGUUGAUGCCACCCCCCUCAGUACUGUUUGAGUUUUGUCGUUAAAGUAGUCACCUUUGUAUUUUAUAAUUUAUGAGAGAAUGAAAGGCUUUGAAUCUUCAUGAAUGAUCAC